Molecule: messenger RNA, 2467 nt
Organism: Spinacia oleracea (spinach)
Lineage: Eukaryota; Viridiplantae; Streptophyta; Magnoliopsida; Caryophyllales; Amaranthaceae
Product: cytochrome P450 89A2-like
Exons: 3
Coding region: 373-1953 (526 amino acids)
Cellular component (GO): membrane
Molecular function (GO): oxidoreductase activity, acting on paired donors, with incorporation or reduction of molecular oxygen, NAD(P)H as one donor, and incorporation of one atom of oxygen; iron ion binding; heme binding
Source: RefSeq, a predicted model, not a curated record
GUUCGGAUUUAAUUUUUAAAUAAUUUUUUUUUAUUUAUUUAGAAAUUAGGCACGAAUUUACUAAAAUGAUCCUCUAAGAAAAGUCUACCGCUAUGUGUUUUCAUUCUUAAAAUUGCAAAUCAUAGAGGAAAGUACGUGAUUUUUAAUUCCAGAUGGAUAAUGCUUGGGAAGAAAGAAACCACCGAUUGUUUUUUUUAUAAAACUCGAAACCGAAUUAAUUUCUGAGCAAAAAGGACUUUGGAAAAGGUCUCUUCAUCUUCUUCUUCUACCUGCGAUUUAACACGAAGACUUGCUCCUCACGACUCUGUUUUACAUUUCUCCAAACUUAAGAUAACUGAAGAGAGGAUCAGAACAUUUUGGAAUUUGCAGACAAUGGAGGCUUGGUUUCUGAUCAUUGUAACAGCAUGCAUUGCAGCUCUGCUUAAAGCUUUGGUUUCCUCGGUUUUGUCCAAAUCUAAACCAAAAAUUCCUCCGGGACCUCGUGGUUUUCCCAUCAUAAGCCGCUUCCAAUGGCUCGGGAUAUCAACCACAGAUUUAGAAGCAGCCCUCAGAAAACUCUGCACCAAGUUUGGGCCUAUCGUCUCCUUACCCAUUGCUCGAUCUCCAUUCAUCUUUGUUUCCAGCCGUGCUUUGGCUUACCAGGCCUUGGUUCAUGACGGGGCUGUAUUUGCUGAACGUCCUAAACCACUCCCUACUGCUGAGAUUAUCACCAGUAACCAGCACAACAUCAGUUCAGCAAGUUAUGGGCCUAAUUGGCGACUCUUCAGGCGCAAUCUGACAGCACAAAUCCUGCAUCCUUCUAAGGCCAAGGAAUUCUCCCAUGCUCGGACUUGGGCUCUUGAAAUCCUCCUUAAUCAUCUAAGGGUUUCCAGUGGCCAAGAUCAUGCUGAUGCUGUCAAGGUGAUGGAUCAUUUUCGUUUUUCCAUGUUCUGCUUGCUUGUGUUUAUGUGUUUUGGGGAUAAGUUGGAUGAAUCCCAGAUUAAAGAGAUUGAAGCAAUUCAGCACAGGCAACUCACUUCCUUCAGAUACUUUGCAAUACUCAAUUUGUGGCCUUCGUUGACUCGGAUUUUGCUUCGCAGUCGUUGGAAUGAGCUGUUCGACAUGAGGAAGAAACAGAUUGAGGUGUUGAUUCCUAAGAUUAGAGCAAGGAAGCAGCUACAAGACGAGGCCAAAAUCCCUGAUAAUCAGAACAACACCAACAGGUUGGUCACAUGUUAUGCUGAUAGCUUGUUGGCAAUGGAAAUCCCAGAUGGUGACAGCAAGAGAAAGCUAACUGACGAGCAACUUGUGAGUUUUUGUUCUGAAUUCCUCAACGCAGGAACUGAUACCACCACAACAGCAUUGCAGUGGAUUAUGGCCAACCUUGUCAAGUACCCGGAAAUUCAGGCUAAGCUUUUCGAGGAAAUUAAAGGAGUUGUUAUUGGUGGAGAAGACGCUGCAGAAGUUGGAGAACAUGAAGUUUCAAAGAUGCCUUAUCUUAAGGCUAUAGUAUUAGAGGGACUGAGACGGCAUCCUCCAGGUCACUUUGUUCUGCCACACACUGUUACCCAAGACGCAGAGUUAGGUGGGUACACAGUACCCAAACACUCGGUCAUAAAUUUCAUGGUUGCUGAUAUUAAUAUGGAUCCUGAGGUGUGGGAGGAUCCAAUGCAAUUCAAGCCUGAGAGAUUCCUAUCAGCAGAAGGGAAGUACGAAGAAUUUGAUAUUACAGGAAGCCGUGAAAUAAAGAUGAUGACUUUUGGUGCAGGCAGGCGGAUUUGUCCAGGAUUAGGGUUGGCUAUGCUUCAUCUAGAAUAUUAUGUGGCCAAUCUGGUUUUGAACUUUGAAUGGAAUGCUGUGGAUGGGGAUGAGGUAGAUUUAUCUGAGAAGCAAGAAUUCACUACAGUCAUGAAGUAUCCACUCCAAGUCCAUAUUUCUCCAAGGCAAAGUGUCCAAUGUCAUCAAUUUGUCUGAGCUUGUUGAAUAGAAACUUCUGAUUAAUGCCAAAAUGCGUAUCAUUGAUGGUACAAAGGUAAACUCCUGCUUCUUUGAAAGUGCACCUUCUGGUACUCCAGCUGCUGCUGCUGCUGUUCCAACGACUCUUUCGAUUUCUUCGAAAGGCUUAGCUUGUAUGUUGAGGUGCCUCAGAAGGUUUGCCAUUAUCCAUUGCACUUAACAAGGCUGUCGACGUUGUGUCAGUUCCUGCAUUAAGGAAUUCAAAACAAACACACACUAAGCCUUCUUCAGUUAGCUUUUUUGUUCCUUCUGCAGUGCUGUCAUUUUUACAUUGUAUUUCAGGUGUCAGAAAUGUAUCCAAAUAACAAGGGCUUGACGUAGUGUUUUGUUCAAUAAUUUAAGAAUUUUUUUUUUAUCUAUUUCAAGAUGGUAAAUACUUGCACAUACAAUGAUACAAUCAUCAGUUUGCCACCAUUACUUUUUAGUGGCUAAACAUGAACACAUCUAUUAAUAAUGGGAAGUAUUAUGAACA